Messenger RNA from Oppiella nova, 652 nucleotides. The record is from the annotation of a GenBank genome assembly. NCBI's taxonomy places the organism in Eukaryota, Metazoa, Arthropoda, Arachnida, Sarcoptiformes, Oppiidae.
UGCAACUGACUCGCGCACAGUUAACAGUAUCGUAUACAUGAUAUCCAUGGGCGCCUCCCCAAUAUUGGGGGCACUGAUGGGCCGGUUGGGUCGCAACUUGAUAUUCGUAUUGAUUGCAGUGCUUAUUACUAUGGGCGCCCACGCUCUCAUGGCGUUUACAUUCCUGACCCCUUGGGUGGGCAUGAGUUGCAUGGGUAUCGGAUAUUCCCUACUGGCCUGCACUGUAUGGGCUAUGGUAUCGCUGGUGGUACCGGAGCGCACACUGGGAACCGCGUACGGGCUCACCCAAGCCCUACAGAAUUUAGGUCUGGGUAUCAUUCCGUUAGCCGUGGGACCUAUCAUUGAAAAUAAGGGCUAUAUUUGUCUAGAAAUCCUAUUUUUGGCCUUAUUAUGCGUGACUAUCAUAUGCAUUAUGAUCCUGUUCGUUUUGGACGAGAAUAGGGGCGGUUACCUGAAUAUGACUCCCAGCGAAAGGGUGGCAUUUGAUGAGAAAAAGACAAAUAUCAAGAGUAAUGAUUUGCAAAACUUGGAUAAUAUGGGUGUUGAUGGUGUCUAUAGUUCAAAGUCAACUCAACUGUAAUCGUAUUAAUAAUAAGCAUAAGUUAUUAUAGUAGCCAUCAAUUGUUAUAAUAAAUUUUUAAUACAAUCCUAC